AUGUCAACACAUUCUGCUAUGGCAUCUUUCACUAUAGAUGAAAUACUAUCAGACGAAUGGGCCAAGAUUGAGAGGGGGAUUGGAGCCCGUCCCCAGUUGACUGGCGAUGCGCUAGAUAUGCGACUACAAUACAGAGAGCUCGCAGAGCAGAUGAAUGCAUCAGCACCGGUAACGCCCGGUGUGAGCGUGGUGGAUGAGCAUAUCACGGAGCAUCUCACGGUGAGAGUAUACAAGCCAAUGGAUAGGAAAGAAGCUCUUCCGGUCGGACUUUAUUUCCAUGGCGGUGGAUUUUGCUGCGGUGACCUUGACUCUGAAGACCCCUUCUGCCGCAUCUUGGUUGAACGCCAGCGUUGUGUUAUAGUAUCUGUGGGAUACCGGCUAGCUCCGGAGCACAAAGCUCCAGCACAAACAGAGGAUGCGAUGACCGCAUGGAACUGGAGUGUACAGAAUGCCUCUCUCUUGGGCGGGGACCCAUCACGCUAUUUCACGAUCGGCCAAAGCGCUGGAGGUAAUCUGGCUUUGGCAACCGCUCAUCUACUGAUUGACCAAGGCAGACGAUCCGAGAUUAACGGUGUUGUGGCACUAGUCCCGCUAGCCAUUCACCCCAAGAAUGUUCCUUUUCACCACAAGGACAACCACCGAUCGUAUCAUGAAUGUGCAGAUGGACCAGUCAAUACGGCAGAUGCGAUGGCUACUUUCCUGGAAUCCGUGGAAGCGAGAGAGGAUGAUCCUAGUGUUUUUGUCCUCCUGAGCCAACACUUGCAUCAAUUUCCUCCGACUUACAUUGCUGUCUGUGAGGUAGACCCCUUGCGAGAUGACGGCAUCUUGGUAGGUUGCGCCCUACGAGAGGCUGGUGUUCCUGUGAAGCUUGAUCAUUAUCGAGGUCUGCCGCAUGUAUUUUGGGCAUUUGGCUGUCCAUCCCCCAGUGGAGAUUUCAUAGGCGAUGUGAUGGCUGGCGUUGACUUUGUUCUAAAGUCAUAA
Molecule: messenger RNA, 981 nt
Organism: Aspergillus caelatus
Lineage: Eukaryota; Fungi; Ascomycota; Eurotiomycetes; Eurotiales; Aspergillaceae
Product: alpha/beta hydrolase
Exons: 6
Coding region: 1-981 (326 amino acids)
Molecular function (GO): hydrolase activity
Source: RefSeq, a predicted model, not a curated record